Messenger RNA from Parathielavia appendiculata, 681 nucleotides. RefSeq names its product glycoside hydrolase family 16 protein. The record is from RefSeq and is a predicted model, not a curated record. Bases 1 to 681 code for a protein of 226 amino acids. The transcript is spliced from 6 exons. NCBI's taxonomy places the organism in Eukaryota, Fungi, Ascomycota, Sordariomycetes, Sordariales, Chaetomiaceae.
AUGGUUUUCCGCGACAUCCUGAGUGGCUUUGCGCUGGGCCUUCCGCUGGUUCAGGGCGCCAUUCCGUCCAUCCCGGGCUUCAGCCUAGUUUGGGCCGAGGACUUCACGGGUAACGCUGGCAGCCUACAUCAGCAGCACCAACAAUCUGCGCCUCAACGGAACGGCCGCCUCCAAAUCAUCGCCAUCCGGGAGAGGCACGGCUGCUGGACAUCGGCCCGCAUUGAGUCCCAGCGAGCCGACUUUGUCUGCCGCAAAAGCGGCAAGAUGCGCAUCGAGGCCAGCCUGAGCGUGCCUGCGACUUUGGGAGCUGCCUACAGGGGUCAAUACUGGAAUUGGCCCGGAAUUGGCGAGUUCGACAUCAUGGAGAACGCCAACGGCAUCAACCGGGUGUGGGGAGUCCUGCACUGCGGCCCGCGAGUGCCCGGCGCCGCCUGCCAGGGCAACUUGCACACCUACACGUUCGAGGUCGACCGGACGCAGCAGCAGCUCAAGGCCAUCCGCUUGUUCGUCGACGGCAUCCUCUUCCACCAGAUCGCCGUCCACAACCCUCACUUCAUCCUGCUCAGCCUUGCCAUCGGCGGCGCCUUUCCCAACAAGAACUACAGCAACACCACGCCCCUCCCCACGACCACCUCGGGCGGGGUCUUCGAGGCACAGUACAUUGCCGUGUACAACAACUAA